AUGGGAGGAUACUGUAAGAACUUCUACAUGAACAAGAUAGACCAUCUCGAGGUUCUUGUGGCAAAGAAAAUGAAAGUAGUGCAAGUUCUUGAGCAAAAACGUGCAGAGCUUAACCGGCGCGUAAGGCUUCUCAGAGAGGAGAUUUCAAUUGUUCAGGAGCCAAGCUCAAAUGUUGGAGUGAUCGUAGAGAAGAUGGGCAAAAUGCAGGUUCUUGUCAAAACAAACCCCGAUGGCAAAUAUUUGGUGAAGGUUGAAUCCUCAGUGAACUAUGAUGACCUUAAACCUGGAGUAAGAGUUGCAUUGCGAAGUGACUCCUAUGAUGUUCACAGGAUUCUUCCGACAAAAGUGGAUCCUCUUGUUUCGCUUAUGAUGGUCGAGAAGGUUCCUGAUUCAACAUACCAGAUGAUUGGCGGGCUUGAUGAGCAGAUCAAGGAGAUCCGCGAGGUAAUUGAACUUCCAAUAAAGCAUCCUGAGCUUUUUGAGAAUCUUGGAAUUGCACAGCCAAAGGGCGUGCUGCUCUAUGGGCCUCCUGGAACAGGAAAGACACUGCUUGCAAGAGCAGUAGCACACCACACGCAAUGCAAAUUCAUAAGGGUUUCUGGGUCUGAGCUGGUUCAGAAGUAUAUUGGAGAAGGGUCGAGACUUGUAAGAGAACUUUUUGUCAUGGCCAGGGAGCAUGCGCCGUCAAUUAUUUUUAUGGAUGAAAUAGAUUCAAUUGGAUGUGCAAGGAUGGAUGGAAAGGCAAGCGGAGACAGCGAAGUGCAAAGAACGAUGCUGGAGUUGCUAAAUCAGCUUGAUGGGUUUGAGUCACACAAAAACAUCAAGGUCAUAAUGGCAACGAAUAGGAUUGACAUUUUGGAUCCAGCACUGCUAAGAACAGGGAGGAUUGAUAGAAAGAUUGAAUUCCCACAGCCCAAGGAAUCUGCACGGAUUGAGAUAUUGAAGAUCCACUCAAGAAAGAUGAAUCUUACAAAGGGAAUUAACCUCGAGUCCAUAGCAAACAAGAUGGCCGGGACGUCUGGAGCGGAAGUUAAAGCAGUUUGUACUGAAGCAGGAAUGUAUGCAUUAAGGGAAAGAAGGGUCCAUGUGACGCAAGAGGACUUUGAAAUGGCUGUUCAUAAGGUUCUGAAAAAAGCAGGAGAUGCGAAUUCUGAUCUGAGAAAGUUAUUGAAAUAA
Messenger RNA from Ordospora pajunii, 1176 nucleotides. Its product is annotated as AAA ATPase. The record is from RefSeq and is a predicted model, not a curated record. Gene Ontology annotation, cellular component: proteasome regulatory particle, base subcomplex. Gene Ontology annotation, molecular function: ATP binding; proteasome-activating activity; ATP hydrolysis activity. The transcript has a single exon. Lineage: Eukaryota; Fungi; Microsporidia; Ordosporidae. Bases 1 to 1176 code for a protein of 391 amino acids. Gene Ontology annotation, biological process: proteasome-mediated ubiquitin-dependent protein catabolic process.